Molecule: messenger RNA, 1534 nt
Organism: Humulus lupulus (European hop)
Lineage: Eukaryota; Viridiplantae; Streptophyta; Magnoliopsida; Rosales; Cannabaceae
Product: FCS-Like Zinc finger 2-like
Exons: 2
Coding region: 252-581 (109 amino acids)
Source: RefSeq, a predicted model, not a curated record
AUGCUUCUCUGAAUCCAACGAAAGCUGUAUUUCCCAUUUCAAAUACCUCGAAAGUUGUAUCCUUUGAAAUCCACGAGGGAGAGAGCACGAUGAGGAGCUACUGAAAGUGCUACAAUAGAGGCAAAAGUUGUAUCCUUUUACCAUUUCUUUUUUCUGAAUAAAGAAGAUGAAAAAUUAAUGUGCUUUGAUUAAUAUAGUUUUACUCUAGACCCCUCUGCUCUUCGAGGAAGAGUAGUUUCAGGAGCCUUUCCAUGCCUUCAUCUUCUUCGUUUUCCCCCAGAUCUGGAAGGUUUUAUGAUGCCAGAUUUGAAGAGCCUCAACCCCAUUUCUUGGAAGCCUGUUUUCUCUACAAGAAACAUCUGGGUGAUAACAGAGACAUCUUCAUGUAUAGAGGUGACACACCAUUCUGUAGCGAAGAGUGUAGAGCUGAACAGAUUGAAAUAGAUGAACCUAAACAGAAGAAUUGUAACUUUUCUUCCAUGAAAGCUUUGAGAAAAAAGGAGCAGAGAAAAUCUUCUUCUUCCCCAAACAAAAGCUGGGACUACCCUUUCCGCACAGGAACAGUUGCGAGAGCUCAGUAAGGUUGUACUCGAAGAGUUACUUGGUGAUAAAAUUACACCACAACUGACUUCAGAAGUUGGAACAGACCACAAUUCCAAACUAAGAUAUUACAAUAAUCUGUCAUAGUGGGAGAGUUGUAAGACAACCUGUUCCUUACACUGGAUUCGGAGGAGCACAAGUUGCAAUAUCUGAUAACAAUGUUGACGACCCCUUGACUUUCAAUCGAGCGAUGAACGAUCUUGAUAAGGAACAAUGGCUUGAAGUUAUGGAACUUGAGAUUGAGUCGAUGUACUCCAACUUAGUCUGGGAACUUGUAGAUCUGCAUCUAGAUUAAAACUCAUUGGGUGCAAAUGGAUAUACAAGUGAAAGAGAGGAUUUUAUGGGAAAGUAGAGACUUUUAAAUCGAGGCUAGUAGCUAAAGGCUACACACAGAAAGAAGGUGUGGGUUAUAAAGAAACAUUUUCUCCUGUGGCCAUGCUAAAAUCCAUCCAAAUCCUUUUAUCCAUUGGCAAUCAUUUUAAUUAUGAGAUUUGGCAAAUGGACGUCAAAACGACUUUUAUGAAUAACCAACUUGAUGAAAGUAUAUUUAUUGUACAACCAGAGGGUUUCAUAGAACAAGGCAAAGAUCAAAAGGGUUGCAAACUGCAAAGGUCCAUUUGUGGACUUAAGCAUGCAUCCAGAUCAUGGAGCAUAAGAUUUGACCAACCUGUUAAAUUUUAUGUUUUUGAUCAAAAUAUCGAUGAGCCUUAUGUAUACAAGCAAAUCGACAAGGACAAUGUGGUCUUUCUAGUUUUUAUGUAGAUGAUAUAUUACUCAUUAGAAUGAUGUGAAUAAAUUAUCUGACGUAAUGAAAAAUUUGGGAGAGGCAAGCUACAUUCUUGAGAUACGAUUAAUUCUUGUCUGCAAGAAGAAGUUGUUGGCCUGCCUCAAGCAUCUUAUAUAGAUAAAAUACUUGCGAAGUAUGCGAUGUAGA